Messenger RNA from Neogale vison (American mink), 2170 nucleotides. It is a transcript of the gene CLPB, whose product is annotated as caseinolytic mitochondrial matrix peptidase chaperone subunit B. The record is from RefSeq and is a predicted model, not a curated record. Gene Ontology annotation, molecular function: protein binding; ATP binding; ATP hydrolysis activity. Lineage: Eukaryota; Metazoa; Chordata; Mammalia; Carnivora; Mustelidae. Gene Ontology annotation, cellular component: cytoplasm; mitochondrion. The coding region runs from base 67 to 2100 and encodes 677 amino acids. Gene Ontology annotation, biological process: cellular response to heat. The transcript is spliced from 16 exons.
GGCAGCCAUGUUGGACGCGGCCAGCACGGGGGCCGGCACCAGGGGGUUAUCUAAGUAGCUGUCACGAUGCUGGGGUCCCUGGUGUUGAGGAGAACAGCGCCGGCGCCGCGGCUCCUCUUCCAGCUGCUUAGGUCCUCUUCUCUCCGGAGUCAUGGAAGUGCCUCCAGCCCGAGUGUGACCACCGCGGGCCACGGGCAGCCGCAAUGGUUGAGGGCGGCCGUCGGGGGGCGCCCUGAAACAUCGCCAGCCUUCCUCCCCCAUGAAGGGGCAGCCACCUGGGGGCGCCAGGGAGGACUCACCGAGACCUCGUGCCUCGUAGCCGCAACAUCUGGACGCCUUCCUAGCCCAGAAGAAACACUCCCGGGACAGGACAGCUGGAACGGGGUCCCCAGCAGGGCCGGACUGAGCAUAUGGGCCCUGGCCACGGCGCUUGUCGUUCACUGUUACAGCAAGAACCCGUCUAACAAGGAUGCAGCCCUGAUGGAAGCUGCUCGUGCCAACAAUGUCCAAGAAGUCAGCAGGCUCUUGUCGGAAGGUGCAGAUGUUAAUGCAAGGCACAGACUCGGCUGGACGGCACUCAUGGUGGCAGCCAUCAGCCGAAACGACAGUGUGGUGCAGAUCCUGCUUGCUGCUGGUGCUGACCCAAACCUUGGGGAUGAUUUCAGCAGUGUUUAUAAGACUGCCAAGGAGCAGGGAAUCCAUUCUUUGGAAGUCCUGGUAACCCGAGAGGAUGACUUCAACAACCGACUGAACAACCGUGCCAGCUUCAAGGGCUGCACAGCCCUGCACUACGCUGUCCUUGCUGAUGACUACCGCACUGUCAAGGAGCUGCUUGAUGGAGGAGCCAACCCUCUGCAGAGGAAUGAAAUGGGACACACACCCUUGGAUUAUGCCCGAGAAGGGGAGGUGAUGAAGCUUCUGAGGACUUCCGAGGUGAAGUAUCAGGAGAAGCAACGGAAGCGUGAGGCUGAGGAGCGGCGCCGCUUUCCCCUAGAGCAGCGGCUGAAGGAGCAUAUCAUUGGCCAGGAGAGUGCCAUCGCCACAGUGGGUGCUGCAAUCCGGAGGAAGGAGAAUGGCUGGUACGACGAAGAACACCCUCUGGUCUUCCUCUUUUUGGGAUCAUCUGGAAUAGGAAAGACAGAGCUGGCCAAGCAGACAGCCAAAUACAUGCACAAAGAUGCCAAAAAGGGCUUCAUCAGGCUGGACAUGUCUGAGUUCCAAGAGCGGCAUGAGGUAGCCAAGUUUAUCGGGUCCCCACCAGGCUACAUUGGCCACGAGGAGGGCGGCCAGCUGACCAAGAAGCUGAAGCAGUGUCCCAAUGCUGUGGUGCUCUUCGAUGAGGUGGACAAGGCCCAUCCAGACGUGCUCACCAUCAUGCUGCAGCUGUUUGACGAGGGCCGGCUGACAGAUGGAAAAGGGAAGACCAUUGACUGUAAGGACGCCAUCUUCAUCAUGACCUCCAAUGUGGCCAGCGACGAGAUCGCACAGCAUGCACUGCAGCUCAGACAGGAAGCUUUGGAGAUGAGCCGUAACCGUAUCGCGGAAAACCUUGGGGAUGUCCAGAUUAAUGACAAGAUAACCAUCUCAAAGAACUUCAAGGAGAAUGUGAUACGCCCUAUCCUGAAAGCUCACUUUCGGAGGGAUGAGUUUCUGGGAAGAAUCAACGAGAUUGUCUACUUCCUCCCCUUCUGCCACUCGGAGCUCAUCCAACUUGUCAACAAGGAACUGAACUUCUGGGCCAAGAGAGCCAAGCAAAGGCACAACAUCACGCUGCUCUGGGACCGUGAGGUGGCAGAUGUGUUGGUUGACGGCUACAAUGUGCACUAUGGUGCCCGCUCCAUCAAGCAUGAGGUCGAACGCCGUGUGGUGAACCAGCUGGCAGCUGCCUAUGAGCAGGACCUGCUGCCGGGGGGCUGCACUCUGCGCAUCACUGUGGAGGACUCAGACAAACAGCUGCUCAAGAGCCCCGAGCUGCCCUCCUCCCAGGCUGAGAAGCGCCCACCCAAGCUGCGGCUAGAGAUCAUUGACAAGGACAGCAAGACCCGCAAACUGGACAUUCGGGCACCACUACACCCUGAGAAGGUGUGCCACAACCUCUAGCUUCUACCUACCUGCCUUUACAUGCCCUCAACAUCCAAUAAAGGCCCCUCGGCUGUGGCAUGGCAACUGA